UUUCCGGUUCUAUGGUUACCAUCACACUUUCCCCCCUUUGCCUCCAUUUGUGUUUGCAUCAAACACACACUCAAAGAAGCCAGGGAAGGUGGAGUGAGUUGACUUUUAUUUAUCCAGAAAGUUCACUUUCAUUUCCCAGUUGUAGUCCUGUUGAUAAUACUAAAUAAUAUUUAAUCCAAUAGAGGAAUCCCCACUUUGAAGAUGAAGCAUUCAUCCUUUAGUGCUGCACAGGCAUGAAUAUAUACCUUGUCAGUGGAACUUUCAUUUGAUAUGUUGUCAUAUAUAGGUCUGUUCUCUGCUUGCAUUCCUAAUUAUUUGGUUCCGUUUCAGGGCACACGACAUAUGAGAGCUAGGUGGUGGUAUUUUUAGACAGCUCAAUCCAAUCCCACGCAGCCCACAUCAUGCUAACAUGCUUGUGCAGACAGAUGGGUGUUGAUUGGUCGGCGGUCGGGCCCAGCUCUUGCAGCUGCCGUCAUCAGACGUGCAUCUUGGGGGACGCUUUGCUGACUCAACUGCCUGGAAUCCUCCACAUUCUGCACCCUGCUGCACGGUAGCCUUCCCACCAGGACAGACGUGAGAAGAAGGAAGGGAGAGGAUUAUUCUUUUCUCUGCAACAUCUCGGCUUCCAAUUGCAAGCCACCAAAAAAACCUUCCAAGGUGAUGUGAGCUUGAGGAGGAGGAGGAGGAGGAAGUGGGGAACCGCAGAGGAGCUGUCCGUCCGUCGUGGUGCUGAUGCGGCUGUGAGGCGAGCAUGGCUGCCGGGAAGUUGCUUCUCUACGCCGGGCUCUCGUUGUCUCUAUGCGCCCUGGGCAUGCUGGCGGUGGCGAUGUGCUCCGACCACUGGUACGAAACCGACGCCAGGCGGUACAAGGAGCGCUGCCAGAGCUUUUCGAGUCGCCGCAAGGACCCGGGCUUCAUCUACAUCCCCAAUAACAGCCUGCCGCUGCGGGCCAGCCGGGGCGGCGAGGAGAAGCUGCCCCUCGCCCGCAACCGGCGGCAUCUGUUCGCCAUGAGCGCCGCGGAUGAGUGCAACAGGCAGUACAACUCCACCAACAUGGGGCUGUGGAGGAAGUGCCACCGGCUGGGCUUCGACCAGGGAAUCGAAGAUCUCAUCCGGAAAGGUUCCAUUGCAAGAUGUUCCUACAUCAAGUACCACUACUCCUCGGCCACAAUACCCAAAAACCUCUCGUACAACAUCACCAAGACAAUAAGACAGGAUGAGUGGCACUCUCUCCAUUUGCGGCGAAUGACGGCCGGGUUCAUGGGCAUGGCCGUGGCCAUCAUCUUGUUCGGGUGGAUCAUCGGCGUGCUGGGCUGCUGCUGGGACCGAGGACUCAUGCAAUACGUGGCCGGACUGCUUUUCCUCAUGGGAGGCACCUUCUGCAUCAUCUCCCUGUGCACCUGCGUCGCCGGCAUCAACUUUGAACUGUCCCGUUACCCGCGUUACCUGUACGGUCUGCCGGACGACAUCGGCCACGGCUACGGCUGGUCCAUGUUCUGCGCCUGGGGAGGACUCGGCCUCACCCUCAUCGCCGGGUUCUUCUGCACGCUGGCGCCCUCCGUGCAGCCGAUACCUCGCUCCACCUGCCCCAAGUCUCGACAGGAGAACGGCACCGUGUGCUAAAUGGUGAAAGGACGGACAAGAAGAGGAAAACGACUGUUCCAUUUUUUCCAUCCAUCACUUUCAUCGCCAAUCUCUCCAGAUUUUUUUCAUUUCAUUUCUGUGUUUUGGGUGUUUGAUAAUCUGCUAUAUUGAAAAAAAUAAGAGAAAAACUGGCAAACUACAGAAAUAUAAUCAGAAAAAUACCAAGUUGUGCUUGUUUUAUUGUUGUGGAACUGGCACGGAAAGGAACGGACAUUCCUCAUUGAUAUCGGAUAUGGGAUAUCGCUGUGAAGCUAAAACUUUAUGGUGGACAUUGGACUGGGACUCGGCCUCUUGUGACUGUGGACUACAAAAAUCAAAAUAUGGAAUUGACUUGUGGAUUUGGCCUCUUGGGAUAUUUCUUCAAGGAAUGGACCCAACAGAGGAAAGGAUCCAACUCCUUAUCCAAAGUCCUUCCUCACUUUGGAAUAAGUGAAGUGGAAGGAUAUCCCGGACCCAUGUGCUUGUAUCAUACUGUACAGAAUAUUCCAGAGACAGCAGGAAGUAUCAUUUCAUCCAAUUUUAGAUGCAAUCAAUCUGACGAUCCCAUAGUUUAUCAUUUUUUACAUCAAUUUCCUUUAUAACGAAGCCAUUGACAUUAUUACUGCUAUGUUUUCCCAUUCUUGUCAUUCAUGUAAAUGUACGUAUGAAGUGUGUUUGUGUGUGAUGCAGGGAUUGUUCUGCAGAAAAAAAAAAGAUCAUAAUGUGCAAAAUGGAACCCAAGAUUUGGGCGUGGGAAGAUUUGAUAAUGGUUCGAUGCAGUAUCCUGUUUAGUCCGUUACUAAAAUAGGAAGUCAGUCAGUUUGGAGUGGAAGGAUGGACAUAGUUAGUAUCAAAGCACAAAGUCAUGCACCAUCGAUAUACGUACGUCUAAACCAGGACGGCCAAGAUGUCUAAAUGGAGACCAAAAGAGUCGACUCUUGGACUACAUUUGUCCAAUCACGCACCCUACUGUGUUGACCGUGUUGCAAGGUUGGUUAAAAAACAAUGGCCGCCAUUAAACAUAUUUGCAAGGGCAUGGCGGAGACUUGGAAACAAAUUGGGAGAUGUUAUGUAUUUAUAACCACCAUAACAGGAAAUAAUACUACAUUAACAAUACAUACAACACAUUAGUUCCAGGAACUAAAAAGUAAGGAACUAAGUCAACUUUUCUGAUUUAAAGGGGAACCUUUACAGAUUAUUUUUGUUUUUUUUAUUGGAUUUUGAAGGAUUAACCUACUUUAUCACCCGUUCUGUUUGUGACUUUAUGCAGACAGAUGUUAAAAUUACAGUAAUACCGCCUCAUACGUUGUGGUUAUGUCUUUUUAAAACCUGCUUUGACCUUUAUGGGAAGGACUUGGUGCCUCGGUAAGCCAUUAAAACACCAGUUGAUCACAUUCACUAGGAUUUGGACACAUAUUUCUUUUUACAGUAAAAGUAAAAUAGUAACAUAUCUUGACCAAGACCAAGGACUGCAAUAUUCAUUUUUUAUUCAAGAACUUUAUUAUUGUUAUAGUAUUAUUAUUAUUAUUAUCAUGAGGAUUUUGAACAAAUUCAAUCAUUUUAUGAUUAUUUUUUUCCGGGCCCCCGUCAUUAUUAUGACAUUGAAGCGCUUGUUGGUGUCAGUCCAAUGGAACUCUUUUAAGUAGACACCAUUUAUGUCAACAACCCGUCCACGUCCACCAACUCGAAAAAAAAGUGCCUGCUUAAGUCCAUGCUAACCUACACGGUCAACCGUUUUUGUUGACUUCAGAUAUGUCAAAAUCCAUAAAAAGCAAACCAUAACAGGAAAGCCACUGCCACUGUACCUUCAUAGCUUAUUCAGCAUUGGACCAGAGGUCCUUAGGUCUUUGGCGGUGGACCACCAACCAGUUUAUGUGGACAGGAGUCAGCCCAAACUGAUGGAUGUCUUCUUAAACGUGUUCCACUGUGCAAACGGUUUCUGAUCUCAGUGGAUCUUCCAGAGUUUUUGUAUAUUUGAUGUUCCCUUGGAUUUGCUGCUAAGGCAAUUGAGCAUGAAAUGGCUUUACCCUACCGGACAUCAGGGCUGCGCUGCUUACAUUUUCCUUGACAAAGGAAAGGAUUCAGCACAGCGUAGGACAGGAAGUGUGAGUGGCCUAAAAACAAAACUAAAAGUAAAAGUUUAAUUGCAGCAUCAGUGAGGCCAAAAUGGAGAAUGAUAUGGAAACAUCCACUUACAAUAAAUCUAUCAAACCGCUGCAGACCUUGGCUACUAAAUAUUCCUGGAAUGCAUCAACUGAGUAGAUAGAACACGAAGCGCAGACGUCAACCAAAGCCUGAAUCUUUGCACAACGUUUCCACAUCAUGACUUUUAGUUUAGCACGCCAUCUGGCAAAAUGCAUUGAAAAGCACACAGGUACGAAAACUAUGUCAUGCGAUGGAGGGCCCGGACAAUUAUUAAAAAAGCAGUAAUUCCAGCCUUAUCUGAGGUACUUGAAAGCAUCAUUCCUUUUUUUUAUGUGUUGAAAAGUGACAGUGAUACUGCAGCUUCCAUUGUGGACUGAAGCAAACGUGAUCUAUCGACCUUUAACAUCCGUAAAGUGUCUGUUAAGUAAACGUAAAAUAGGAUUUACAAAACAAAAAAAGAAAACAUGGAAAUGUUCAACUGAAUGUAAAAAUCACAACAGAAUAAAUAUCAUCUGUGUGUUUACAAAUACUGUCCGUUGUCGUCCAUGUUGAUCAAAAAAGGCUGCUUGUUACAUACAAUGGGGGAAAUAAGUAUUUGACCCCCCCCCCCCCCCAAGACUAGUUUGUAUUUGCACGCAGUUUAUCUCCCCAGAUAAUCUCCAAAUAUUGUAUGUUUUGAGGCUGUCGCUUGGCAACUUGAAGCUCCCUCCUUGGAUUUUCUGUGGAAUUAUGGUGCCACUUUUUUUCCUUUCUCAUUUGUUGCCUUGGUCAUGUUGAGGCUGGAAGACGGAAGAGGUUCCCAUCCAAGAGUCACCAAUACAGGACCCUCUCCAGGUCUUCCUGUGAGAUAAAGAACCCAAAGCAGAAACUCUCCAGCCCGUGUUUGACAGUAGAGUUGUCGGUCUCGUCGUCAGCGGUUGUCAAGUUUGGCGUCAUGUGACCACGUCACGUUCUUCUAACCCUCGUCUGAAUCAUUCAUGUGUUCAUUGGCAAAGCGAUAAGCCUGCACGGGGACCUGGGGGGGCACAGCCGCAUCUCAAUCCAUUACAGCAAAGUGUAUUGCUAAUGCUUGUCUUGGGGACUGUGGUCCAAAGGUUUUCCCUCCCCCCCCCCGGACUGUAAUACAAUGACGCAUCUGAGUUUGUAGUCUUCAUCAAGAAGUGUUUAAGACGAUACCCAUGCAGAGAUGGCAUAGAUGACUGACAGCGCCUAAUUAAUGUGUUGCCAGUUGCACCCUAAUACGAGUAUGACUAAGCUGUGUAGCUGUAAUCAUUCCGAGCCCGGACUAAUGAGGUUCUGCAGACAGCCGGCCUCACGAGGACCACAGCUUUUCCUGUUACCAUGGCUCUAUGAAUAAUAAAUAGGAAUUGACAGCAUGAUUGCUGGUUGACUCACUAAGCUCCACCGUUAGCUUUCUGUAAAAUGCAACAAGGAAAUGUUGGGAAAAGACAUCGUUUAUCCCUCAUCUUGGGAUCGGAUGCGUAGCCAAGUGGAAGACACGUGGAGGACAAUUGAGCACAAAUGCAACAUAUUCCAAAAAUUUUUUUUUUUACAUUUAGGCUCCAGCAACCCCACAACACUUGUGAGAAUAAGCGGUAGAAAAUGAAUGAAUGAAUGAAUUUUCCAAGAUCAUUGGAUGAUUUUGCCUUUAAUUAGUUGAUCAUGAUGUCAAUUCGAAAAAAUAUUCAUAUCAACAAUUUUAUUUAUUAACAAUUUAACAAUAUAUAAAUAAAGUAAUUGAUACGCCUCUAAAAAUGUAGAUUUGUAACACACAACUCGCUCCUGGUAUUCCCGCUGGGUUCCCGGCUAGCUGUUUACCUGAGCCACGUCUACGUAAUCCAUACUCUAAUUCCAGUAAUAACGACAUGUAUAAUAACGCAUGUUCACCUCACUGCAAAUUUUAGGGAAAGAUUGUUCUAUGUAAGUUUUGUCUAAUAGCAACUAUGGUGCGUUCAAGAACUGCUCAUGUGGGGCUUUGGUACAUGUAUACGCUACAUUUUACUUGUAAUAUCAGGCAUUUGGAAAUGAUUACCAACCUCUUGAAUUAUAUCCAUUCAUUCAUUUUCUACCGCGUCCUCUAACACCAUGUCUACCAUGUCUACCAUGUCUACCAUGUCUACCAUGUCUACCAUGUCUUCUAGUCAUAUGCCCAUUUGUUUCCCUGUCACCCGGCCUGAGACUCUGCUAUUCUUUGUCUUCUAACAGUAAGCUUUCAUGGCGCCCUUUGCCAGUUCAAGACCAAGCUCAGCCGGUGCCUGCUGCUCUCUCCUUUGUUGGCUUUGUUGUACUUCGUGAGACUCCCAUUAA
Messenger RNA from Doryrhamphus excisus (bluestripe pipefish), 6076 nucleotides. RefSeq names its product transmembrane protein 178Bb (gene tmem178bb). NCBI's taxonomy places the organism in Eukaryota, Metazoa, Chordata, Actinopteri, Syngnathiformes, Syngnathidae. Gene Ontology annotation, cellular component: membrane. The record is from RefSeq and is a predicted model, not a curated record.